Messenger RNA from Aegilops tauschii subsp. strangulata, 453 nucleotides. Its product is annotated as heavy metal-associated isoprenylated plant protein 45-like. Lineage: Eukaryota; Viridiplantae; Streptophyta; Magnoliopsida; Poales; Poaceae. Gene Ontology annotation, molecular function: metal ion binding. The record is from RefSeq and is a predicted model, not a curated record.
AUGCUACGCUUUUGGAGGACGCGGAGGAGCACUGCCUCGUCGAACGCCCUGUCCAUCGUGGAGAUGAAUGUCCACAUGGACUGCGAGGGCUGCGAGAAGAGAAUAAGGAAGGCCAUGUCCCGGCUCGAAGGAGUGAGCACGGUGGAGAUCGACAUGGACACGCAGAAGGUGACAGUGACGGGGUACGUGGACCGGCGGAGGGUGCUCCGGGCGGCGCGGCGCACGGGGAGGGCGGCCGAGUUCUGGCCGUGGCCGUACGACGCCGGGUACUACCCGUUCGCGAUACAGUACCUGGAGGACGACACGUACCUGCCCACGCACAAGUACCACCUCCACGGCUACAACGAUCCGGUGGUGGGCUACUACCCCGGCCACGCCUUCACGCACGUCCUCGACGACCGCGCGCUCGCGCUCUUCAACGACGACAACGUACACGCCUGCACCGUCAUGUGA